AUGUCAGCCGCGUUUGAUGGUGCAUGGCCAUACGGCUUCUUGCAGAAUCUCAAGCAGCAACCUCCCGACUGGCGAUCAAUUGUUUUAGUGAAUCUCUUCGUUGGAUUGGCCGUUCUUCUUAGCAUUUCCGUUAUUUCUGAGACGGUGUCUCCUUUGCGGCGAUACCAGGGGCCAUUCUUCGCAAAAUGGACAAAUAUUUGGCGACUAUAUCUAGUGCGCACAGGCAGCUAUCAUGUUGAAGUCAAAAAGCUCCAUGAUAAGUACGGCCCUGUCGUUCGAAUCGGGCCUAACCUCUUAGAUCUCGACCUGCCCGAACUUAUCAAGACAUUGUAUAAUACCGACGGUAAAUGGCGCAAGACCGAGUUCUAUCACAACAACAGCGCCAUUAUUAAUGGGAAGACAACGUAUCACCUCUUCAGCGAGACUGACCAAGUCGAACAUGCGCGCAUCAAGCGUCCUAUAGUAAAGUACUAUUCUCAAAGUAGUGUUGGGGCCUUCGAGCCUCUGAUGGACAAGGUCAUCGGCGAUUUUUGCAAACACCUCGAAACACGAUUCAUGGACGGAGAACAAAAGCAUUUCGAUUUGGGACAAUGGAUCGCCUUCUACUCCUGGGAUAUGAAUGGCGCCGCCUCCUUCAGCCAACGAUUUGGUUACAUGGAUAAUGGAUCUGACUUUGACAAAUCCAUUGAUACUGCUGAUAAAGCGCUAGAUUAUUUUGCAGCCGUUGGUCAGAUGCCAUUCCUUGACUUUCUGCUGGAAAAAAAUCCGAUUUUGCGCAUCGGCCCUCCAGUUAUGGGUAAUGUCGCAAGCAAGGCACACGCUUAUCUCACAAGCCGAUUGCAAGGCAAAGAUUACAAUUUUGACCCUAAGGUUCCUGACUUCCUGCAACACUUCAUCGACGCAAAGGCAGCACACCCGAACGUGGUCGAUGAAGGUGUUAUUAUGGGGUAUUUGCUCGUCAAUCUUAUCGCCGGAGCGGAUACAACGGCUAUAACAAUUCGCGCUGUGUUCUAUUAUGUGCUCAAGAAUCCAGAUGCGUACCGCAAACUGGAGGACGAGGUCCUUGCUGCCCAACUUGGAGAGGUGGCAUCGUUUGGCGCUGCUCGAGCUCUUCCAUAUCUGGAGGCCGUGGUGCGUGAAGCGAUGAGGAUGCACCCAGCUGUUUGUAUGCUCCUAGAACGCUACGUUCCCGAGUCAGGUCUUUCGCUUCCGGAUGGUAGCUACGUGCCCCCGGGAACAGCGGUAGGCAUUAAUCCAUACGUUGUCGGUAGAAACCAGUUGAUAUGGGGCGACGAUGCUGAUGUAUACCGCCCAGAACGGUGGCUUCGAGGGCAUACCCCAGGUACGAAAACCGAAACCGAAGAGAGUUACCGCGAGCGUCUCAGACUUUUCAAUGCUAGUGAUCUUACCUUUGGUGGGGGAUCGCGUGUUUGUAUUGGACGCUCAUUCGCAUUAAUGGAGGUCUACAAGAUCGUUGCUACUUUAGUAGCCCGAUACAGGAUUGAGUUAACUGACCCCCGUCGGGAGUGGGACGUUACCGCCAGUUGGUUUGCUAGGCAGAAGGGUCUUAUGUGCCACAUGCAUCCCCGCUAA
Molecule: messenger RNA, 1593 nt
Organism: Neoarthrinium moseri
Lineage: Eukaryota; Fungi; Ascomycota; Sordariomycetes; Amphisphaeriales; Apiosporaceae
Exons: 6
Coding region: 1-1593 (530 amino acids)
Molecular function (GO): monooxygenase activity; heme binding; oxidoreductase activity, acting on paired donors, with incorporation or reduction of molecular oxygen
Source: RefSeq, a predicted model, not a curated record